Caenorhabditis elegans is the source of this 807-nucleotide messenger RNA. RefSeq names its product Intraflagellar transport associated protein 2 (gene ifta-2). The coding region runs from base 1 to 759 and encodes 252 amino acids. The record is from RefSeq and is marked reviewed. Lineage: Eukaryota; Metazoa; Nematoda; Chromadorea; Rhabditida; Rhabditidae. Gene Ontology annotation, cellular component: axoneme. The transcript has 5 exons.
AUGGCAACUGAAAACCCUCAAACGUGGGCUCUUUGGCUCAUACUCUCCGAAAUGGCAUCUGAUAUGCAGGAGGACAAGAAAGUUGCAAAGAUCUUAGUGUUGGGACCUCCAAAAGCAGGAAAAACCACGCUUUGCACAUUUCUCGCCGAUUUUAUGGAAGAUGGAGACACAUUGAAAAAAGGAGAAGAUUCCGGAGAACGAGAAAGAAAAUUUGAAUUCGAGUUUACAAGUGUCUAUAGGCCAACAAAAGGAGUCAGAAUACAAGAAUUUGAAACCCAUGAAUUUUUUACCGAACAGGAGCAAAACGAGUUAGGCGGAACGAGAAGACUGGAGGACUCAGAGAUUCAGCUUUGGGAUGUUAGUGGAGAUAAAAAGUACGAAGACUGCUGGCCAGCAAUAAAAGAAAAUGCCGAAGGAGUCAUUCUUGUUGUGAAUCCGGAAGAGCACAAGGGCUCAGACCUUCAACAAUGGUUCUAUGAAUUUGUAGAGAAGGAGAAUAUUGAUUUGAGUUGUGUCAUGGUGAUUCUGAACGAACAAGGAGCAAAGAAGACCAAUCAUGAACAGAUUUCUGGAUUCGAAAUUCUGCCAAAGCUUCGCGGUGUCCACCACGUGGCUCAUCAUUUCGGCUCUGAGGCUAUGCAAGUCAAGAUGGAAGUCAAUAGCUUCAUGGCAUCGGUUUUGAAAAUGGAUCAACGACAAAUGGGAUCAGGAGUAGAUCACGGAUUGGGCUAUGCUGAUGAACAAGAAGACGAUUUUUAAAAAUAUUCAUUCGAAAAUGGUAUCUACAUAAACGUAUUUUGAUGUUUG